ACACACCAUGAACAUGGACCAGUCCUCUCACCUGGCACAGCCUCCAUACUAUGAGAACCAUGGAGCUUACCAGCCUCCUGUGCUACCAGGUUAUUUCCCACUCAACUGCUACACCAGCCUCCUGCCAGCUCCAAGCCCUGCCCAUAUCCCACCCACCAAAGACCAACAUUUCCAACACCAAGAGCAACAUCAACACCUGCUGCAUCAACAACAGUUUCAUCACCAGCCAGUGCCGACUAACCAGCUUGGUAGCUAUGAACCACGGAGCUACCUUCAACCUACAACAAAGAACAUGGUGGCUAUCAACCUUGCCUCUGAUAACGCUAAUAAAUACCAAAAUAAAAUUAUUGUUCCUCAGCUUCAUCAUCAACUUCAGCAGCAACAGUCAACUUCACUAUCAAUACACCAACAUCACCAUCACCAUCAGCAGCAGCAACAUCAUCACCAUCAACAACAACUGCAUCAACAACAACAACAGCAACAUGGUUCUUCAAUCUCUGUUCCAUGUGCCCGGAAUUACUAUGGCUCUGUAGGCAAUUAUUCCAAUGAACAGUGGUUGGUGAACACAAGUUCUCCUGCUACCUACUCUACCACCACUCCAGCAGUUGCUCCUACCGCCUGCAGCAGCAACACCAACAACACCAACGGCGGUGUCAGCUACAGCAACACCAACUCAGGCAACGACAAUAGUAUCACUCCAGACACUCUUCCGCUCACUUCGUACACUGAAGACACAUUAAAAUCUGAGGACAAAGUUAAGAAAAAACUCGUGUGUAACCAAUGCGACUUUUUUACGUUUAACAGGAAAACGUUGGCUAACCACAUUGCCAGACACACAGGCCAGGGUCUCCACGCUUGUCCUCACUGUCCAUUUAAUUCUGCUUAUCUUGGCACCUUCAAACGACAUAUGAUCCGUAAACACAACAGCAAAGCGGAACCGGAGGCUAGUCCUGUGGAGAAAAAAGAACGGUUAAAGUGCCCACAUUGUCCAUUUGUCACAAUAUACAAAAAGAAUAUGAAGAAACAUAUUGCCAAACACACUGGGGAAGGAGUACAUAAAUGUGAACAUUGUGAUUAUGUCACUGCUUAUAUAGCUGGCUUCAGAAAACACAUGCUGAAACAUGCUAAGGAUACCGCAUACACUUGUCCAUACUGUCCCUAUACGAGUCCUUGGAAGGGAUUUUACGAGAGACAUAUUUCAUCUAAACAUCCUGAUAAGAAAUCCUUCUCAUGCUCUAUGUGUAGUUACAUUGGAACCAGCAAACGUUCUCUUAAAAAUCAUUUAUUAAAACAUGAACGAGAUGUGCAAGGAAAUAAGUCCAUAUCAAAACUCAAUUGCUCAGAAACUGGUUGUAGUUUCACGACUGAUGACCCAGAGGCUCUCAAGGAACACUCAAACAAACAUGCAUCUUCUUCAAAGCAGUUCCACUGUAACCAUUGUUCUUAUAGCACGCCUCUAAAAGGACUUUUUAAAUUCCAUUUAAACACCCACGCUGAAGAAAUGGAUACUCAAAACAUCUCAUCUCAACGAUGGACCAACAACGUUCCCAUGAAGCCAGACCUCAUCCACGCACACAAUGUGAACCAAGCAUAUCUUCCUCACCCCUUACUGGGUGAUUCAGAUCACCAUCAUCUUCACCACCACCAACAACAACAGCAAUACCAACAACAUUUGGUACCUCCAAGACAAGUACCAGAGCUCGUACCAAUGUUCCAACCUCAACAACAAGAGCAAGUUGCGGUCAAUGGUACUACCCACAUAAAUAAUAAUUUGCCAAAACAAACACAACUUCAAGCUCUAAUGGGUUCCGGUAACAACCCCAAUGUUGCUUCUAAUCCUGACAACCUCUAUGAAGUUGGUCAAAAUGAUACAAAUGUUGUUAACGCGGCUGCAAAUGUAGCCUACAACCCAUGCAAUGUUGAUGCCUGCACCAAUAACGAAAACAUGACGGUUAACGUUACUAGCAGUGAUGCCACAAGACAUCCUGAUGGUACCGUAACCAUUACUGAACAUGGUAAUGUUCAUCGAAAUGAAAGCAGGAAUAUGUCAGUAAAUCAUGAUAACAAUGACACUACAUUGUCACAUAUUCCCAGUUGUUCUUUCUCACAAAAAUCUGAACACGUAAACUGUUUUUCAAAUAACAACAUUAAAAGUAAUCUCUGCUCUCGUAAAGGAAUUUCUACUAAAAGUUCGUCACCCAAAAUUUUUGGCUGCAAACAUUGUCCAUUCACGACUCCGGAGAAGAAUGAACUCCGUGUCCACGUAUCGUCGCAUUCCGGAAAAGAGCUUUUAUCUUGUCCACAUUGUCCUUUUACCACAGGAUAUCAGGGUACCCUACGGCGACAUAUGAACACCCACACCCGUGUGGGGGCCUACAUGUGUCCUCACUGUCCCUACAAGUCCACAUGGAAAGGUUUUUACGACCGACACGUCGUGACAAAACACACAGAAGUGUCUUUACAUCGGUGUCCAUACUGUGAGUAUACGUCUCCGAGGAAAGGGACUUUCAAACGACAUCUUGACACCCACGUUAAAGAUGAAAAACUUUGUAACAAGAAGUCUCUUCGAUACCGAUUGUUCCAAGACAAAAAAGACGAUGGGAAAUAUGUUUGUGAUCAUUGUGAAUACUCAACAGACGCGCUUGCUUCUCUGAAACGCCAUAUGGUUAAACACACUAAAGAGAACUCGUACGUUUGUUUGCAGUGCUCAUACACAGUCGAGUGCCAAACAACCUUUCACAAACACUUACAAAGGCACGAAGCUUCGAGUGUGGUAGCUCGAGCUGGUUUCUCCUGUACUUUAUGCGAUUUCUCGACCUCCGCGAAAACCAAACUGGAAAGUCAUCUUCAAAACCAGCACUCGAAACCCGGUCCUGCGGCCCCGAAAAAACGUAGAAAACGGAAACGAAUUUCAAGAAUUGAUACUGAGGAAGACCUUGUGUCGGAAGACCCAACGUUACAAGACCACAAAAAUACAGAGGUUUGUGAUGAUCCCAACACUCCUGCAGCUCCAAAGCCUGAAAAUAACCUCAAUUUGGAAUCGAAAUUUUGCACUGAUACAUCGGAAAUGAAAACUGAGCUCAGGUUGACGGCAGCUUCUGACGCUCAUGUCAAAGACGGUACAGAUGAACCGACAAACUCCCGAAGAUCUCGAGAUGAAAAUAAUAUUGCAAAUGCUUCGACUAUCCAUGAAACACACGCAGUAAAUCAGAACAUUGAACAACAUUUGGAUCCUAGUGACAAAAGUAUUGCUUUAGAACAGAACAAUUCGGAUAACUCAGAACCAAGUAUUAAAGGUUCACAUAAUCACAAUAUUGUUCAAGAAGGGUUAGCUGCACAAAAUUCCUCGUCUGGUUAUGUUGCCCCAGAAUUUGUUUAUAAUUUAGUUACCUCUCAUAAAAUAGUAGUUGAACCAGCAAAUUCUUUGAAAGUUCAAGAAUCAAAGCCAGAAGAUUCAAUAAGAACUCCCCUCACCAUCACACCUCACGCAACCGUCCCUCUAAAUUCUUCAGUCGUGUCUGCCCGAAAAACUAAAAAGACAAAAAACUGCCAAGAAAAACCUCAAAAGACGAAAAGAGUUUCCAAGAAACAACAAAGCGCGUCCACUCUAAGUGUUUAUAAGAUAACGAAAUAUUCUAAUCUCACUAAUGCUAAUACUUCUGCAAAUAUAGAUCGAAAUGGCAUGACGUCUGUUAGCAGCUCUGGCAGUAACAGCAUGCUUGGUACCCCUGCUCGUGCUGGUAUGGUGGCAUGUGGCAACUCUCCUGCAGUUGUCAAUUCGGUGGCAUAUGGCAACUCCGCCUCAGUUGCUAGAUCUUACCAUUCUUUGCAAGUACAAUUCGAGGCACAAUCUUCAAACAUGAACAUCAUUCAAGCAUCAUCUUUUGCAAAUCACCAUCAUCAUGAAUCACUCAACCCUAUGGGAAGGGUCCUAUUGUUUCCUAGCUCCUCCAGCGGGCAGGGCGCCAGCCUUGGUGACCCAGGAGUUAUGGUGUCACACAAUAACAACAAUAGCAAUGGCUUUCUCGCGCAUCUGGCACUUGCACAGCAAGUGACGCUCCCGCAUCUUGUGGCUCCGCCAGCCUCCUCAGACCAAACUUCAAUCAGUUCUACUUCUGCAAAUCAUUCUUCAAUUUUAACUUCCCCAACUACAAUGUUAACUCCUAUCACCUCCGUUCCAGUGACAUCUUCUGUAAUACAAGCCUCAGGUCCUGCCACCUAUGCUCCUACUUUUUGUGAGACUCCGCUCUAUAUUUCACAAAGCCCAAUCCAUGCUCCGCCCAUUGAAUCCUUAUCCACGCCCAUGGCUCCUCCUACUCCCAUACAUGCCCCGCCCACUGCCAUAGCUCCUCCUACUUCCAUUCACGCCUCGCCCACUGCCAUGGCUCCUCCUACCUCCAUUCAUGCUCCACCUACUGCCAUGGCUCCUCCUACCUCCAUUCAUGCCCCGCCACCCUAG
Hyalella azteca is the source of this 4459-nucleotide messenger RNA. Its product is annotated as zinc finger protein 423. Gene Ontology annotation, cellular component: nucleus. The record is from RefSeq and is a predicted model, not a curated record. The transcript is spliced from 3 exons. Gene Ontology annotation, biological process: regulation of gene expression. Bases 8 to 4459 code for a protein of 1483 amino acids. NCBI's taxonomy places the organism in Eukaryota, Metazoa, Arthropoda, Malacostraca, Amphipoda, Hyalellidae.